Dufourea novaeangliae is the source of this 3500-nucleotide messenger RNA. RefSeq names its product cytosolic carboxypeptidase 1-like. NCBI's taxonomy places the organism in Eukaryota, Metazoa, Arthropoda, Insecta, Hymenoptera, Halictidae. Gene Ontology annotation, molecular function: metallocarboxypeptidase activity; zinc ion binding. Bases 14 to 3355 code for a protein of 1113 amino acids. The record is from RefSeq and is a predicted model, not a curated record. Gene Ontology annotation, biological process: C-terminal protein deglutamylation; protein side chain deglutamylation; proteolysis. The transcript has 18 exons.
GGAAAGAGAUAAAAUGAAAAGUGCGUCGGAGAAGUGCGACAAGGAGAACCAGCGGCCGAUGGAGGCGAGUCUGUUGGCCGACAACGAAAACGCGCAGGAUGCCCAGGACGAAGAUGCGAUGUCACCGAGCAAUAAAGGCACAGACGAGGCCGUGAGCGACGCGCUGUUGGAGAAGCUCAGAGUUUGUGCGUCCAAGCCGCAGGAGGCUGGCGACACGUUCAGGAACGUCGCGGCCAAGAUUCAUGCACGUGUUACAUCCACAGAUCGACGAGUACGCGAGCGUACGGUGGACAAGUUAUGGCGCAAGAAUUCCGGGGCGAUGGAAUUAUUCAUCGCGACGCUGGAGAAUUGCAAGGAUCACGUGGUCAACUACAGCAUCGCUGGUAUACUACACGAGUGCAUAUCACCCCGUAUCGCCAAGGGGAAGACCAAAGGGAACAAGAACAAAAGUGCCACGAAAUCCAGCAGCCGAAUGGCAGUGACGCAGCUGAUCAAUUUAGGCAUCACGCAAGUCCUAGUUAAGCUUUUAAUUAACCUGCAACAUGCGGACACCAUAUCGAGCGAAGUCCUAACGCAGGAAGUACUCUGGAUAUUGGGCCAGGUGGUCCAGAGGGACCAGAAAUUUGCAUCGAAGAUGAAGAUGCUUAACACCGUCAAAGUGUUCCACGCGCUCCUCAAGCAACAUUACAACAACAGCAAAACCCUGUUGCCCUUGCUGUUGAUCAUUAAGUGUCUCGUUAGAAAUUCAUACACUCUUCAGGUAUUGGUGAAGGACGGGAUCGCCAGCACGUUCGAGAAAACGUUCAUCUCCGUUGGUUACGCGCCCCAUCUGAAACUGAAGUUGUUGUUAGAGUGUUUCAAAUAUUGUACGAUGAACAAGCUCUGUUGCACGAAGUUCGUGAAGCUGGGCAUGAUGUACCUGCUGAUGCGGAUCUUCGACAGAUGGGAGCGAUUCGACGGUCCGUUGAGACUGAAAAUCUGCAAUUAUGCACUGAUCAGCAUUCAGCAUCUCUGCGUCAUAAAAGUCGGCAGGAAGGCUAUCAAGUGGAACAAUGGACUGCAAGUGUUGUACCGGUUCUGCAGCAACUGUCCGGAGGAUAAAGCGUACGAUUGUCUCCUGUCCCGUAUAUGCGGUAUCAUCAAUCAGUGUCUGGAGAAGAAGGAGUUGCCGGUGCCCGAAAUGUCUCCGGCAAGAUUCACGUUGCCGGAGGCGAACGUCAGGCCUAGCAGCGCUGAAAGCGGCAGCGACAUCGACAGUCAGGCGAACAGCGUGGCUUCCAUGGGGAGAUUGUACAGCGACCUUGAUUCCGGGGACGAAGAAGAGAACCAGAAUUCGAGGUCGAACGACACCACUAUGCACACCGCCGACGAGGUGGACGAAAGUAAAUUCUUCGCGGGCGUGUUCACGUCGCAGAGAACCGAGGAAGACCUUAACGAGUACACUGUCUUCUUCAAGGAGCUAGGCAACUUGUCUCAGCUCUGCAAGUCCUCCUCGGAGAAGCUGGUGCUUGGCGACCCUGCAGAGGAGAACAAAUUAAAUUCACGCCUCGCGAAAGGGUUCAGAACCACUAUAAAGUACGCGAUGAAGGAAGGUGGGAGUGGCAGGUGUUCACCGGAGAACGUGGUCAACACGAUCAAACUGUUCGAGAACAUGUCGUCGAACAUGACGGAACAGCAGGCGUAUUGCGUUGUCGCGAGUCGAGUCAGAAGCGUUAUCGAUUUCGUGAAGGUCGCUUACCCGGAUCUGGUCGGCGGCGAUGCGCUCGGUAAGGAGGAACCGUUGAACAACAAGGACAGAUGGGUCUGUCGAUCGAAGCUGCUUACCUGCGUGGAACGGGGACUUCAUGGUGGUACCCAAAUGCACGAGGUGGUGUACGAUUUGGAUGCCCAGGCUAGCUCUGUCCUAGAAAGCCGAAUCUCGAGCGACAGCCAUUUGUGCAACUGGGAUGACAAUAGAAUAAGAACGCCGUGCGACGACACGAAACACUUGCAUUUCGAGUCCAGGUUCGAAAGCGGCAACCUGAGGAAAGCUAUUCAGAUAGGCCUGAGAGAGUACGAUUUGAUCCUGACGCCCGACGUGAACAGCGGCUCCAGGCAUCAAUGGUUCUACUUCGAGGUCUCGAAUAUGGAUGCAAACGUCGCGUACACGUUCAACAUCAUCAACUGCGAGAAGCCAAACUCACAGUUCAAUUUCGGCAUGAAGCCGAUCCUGUUCAGCGUGACCGAAGCCCAGCUGGGUAGGCCAGGAUGGGUGCGAACCGGCGCUGACAUAUGUUACUACCGAAACUGUUAUCAACGACCAACAAAAGGGAAAAAUUACUUCACCACCUCGUUCUCCGUGAUAUUCGCACACGUGAACGACGUCUGCUAUUUGGCCUACCAUUUCCCCUACACGUACACUCAGCUGAUGACCAAUAUCUGGAAGUGGACCAAGAAGGUCCCUGCGAACGCUUACUUCCGUGUGGAGACACUCUGCGAGACAUUGAACGGAAAUGAGAAUCCUUUGCUGACUGUCACGUCGUUGGACUCGAAGAGCAAUCCCGUACAGAAUCGUAAGAUAAUAUUCCUGACGUCGAGAGUUCAUCCAGGCGAGAGCAACGCUUCCUGGGUGAUGCACGGUACUCUGGAGGCGUUGUUGAGCAACAACACCUACGCGUCGAGCUUACGCGACGAUUAUGUGUUCAAGAUCGUGCCUAUGCUGAACAUCGAGGGGGUGGUGAACGGUUGUAAUCGAUACGGAUUAACCAACGAGGAUCUGAACAGACGUUGGAGCAACCCGAACCAGGUGCUGCAUCCGGUGAUCUACCACACGAAGGGACUGAUGGAGUACUGCACGAGGGUGCUGCAACGACCUCCCCAUGUUUUCGUCGACUACCACGGCCAUUCACGGAGGAAGAACGUGUUUCUCUUUGGUUGCUCAAGGUCGGGUUCUUGGAGCGCCGCGGACAGGGCGAAACCGGACCAGCCGGUGCAGUAUUUGAUGUUGCCGCACCUCAUGCAAAGGAUAUCCCCGGCGUUCGCGUUGCCACUGUGCUCGUUCAAGGUCGAGAGGAACAAGGAGUCCACCGCGAGGGUAGCCAUAUGGCGGCAGCUUGGUGUCUCGAGAAGCUACACGAUGGAGAGCAGCUUCUGCGGAUGCGAUCAGGGAGCGUUGGCCGGUCUGCAUCUCGACACGAAACACUUGAAGGCGAUCGGUCAAGACUUCUGCCAGGCUUUGUCGAUGAUGAACGAGUGCGGCAAUGACUGGAGCAUCGACAAGAUCCCAAUGGGAGAAGGCAUUCCCGAGGAGUCAGGCUGUAUGGAGGAUGACAUAUCGUCCAGCUGCGAAUCCGACGAGUCCGAUUGCGAAACAUAGAAAGACAAUGCAUCUUGGCGAGCGCCGCCGGGUAUAAACAACGAUCUCCCUGCCCCCGAAAAUUUCAUUCUGCCUGGGUGUAAUUCAGUGCGUUUCUUGUACUCACCGGCGCGGAAGACUGUGUGCAGGUUUUGGUUCCCUCUCC